Venturia canescens is the source of this 1646-nucleotide messenger RNA. Its product is annotated as WD repeat-containing protein 89. The record is from RefSeq and is a predicted model, not a curated record. Bases 266 to 1465 code for a protein of 399 amino acids. NCBI's taxonomy places the organism in Eukaryota, Metazoa, Arthropoda, Insecta, Hymenoptera, Ichneumonidae. The transcript is spliced from 7 exons. Gene Ontology annotation, molecular function: protein binding.
AGCUUAUAUAUAACUGCAGCAGAGAUUCUAUAAUUUCGACUGAGUGAAAACAUGUCAUAUCACGCUUCACAAAUCGACCGCCUCUAUGCGAUGGAAAUGCUUUUUAUUUUAAUUUUUAACCGGUAUAAUGAUGAUAAUACGAGAAAACACAUGGCAGUUGGAUUGGUUACUGCGCGUAGUAACGUAUAUAUUCAGUGAGCUACGGUUGUAUCAAUUAUCUAAUAGAAAAACAUAUUUAUAAUAAAACGAAAAUUCAGUGCAAAAAAUGCUCAAAAUGGGUCGUCCAAUAAAAAAAAGGGACGCUGAUACUUCAAUAACAGAAAUUGGAAAUCCGAAAAAUUUGAAAAGAUGCGAACUUGCGAUUUGCGGUGAGGAAAAAAUUUCCGAGGAUGAAGGUUGCUAUAUUUUAGCACUUUGCGGUACUCAUCAGGGUGAAUCAGAAUUCAGAAUCGCUGCAGCUGCUUCGGAUUGUACCAGCUCAGUUUAUUCAGUGGGAGAAAGUGUAAAUAGAAUAAAUAUUCUCAAUGAGAACAACUCUCCUAUCGUCGGUAUCAAAUUCAGUCCUAUAUCUCGAAACAUUGUGUACACUGCCAUGAGAGAUGGCUUUAUCACAGCCUGUGACCUGAGAGCCAAAGGAAAAAUAAUUGCCACCAUCAGAGAUUUCACGCCUGAUGGUAAACUCAGGCCUUUCAGUAGUUUCGACAUAAGCAAUGACGACAGGUAUGCUGUAGCUGGAAGUGAGCAUGUAGGUGGUGAUGCGUUCAUUUUGUUCUGGGAUUUAAGAUACAACAAUGGCAGAAUGAAAGAAAAAAGUGAUUUACUUGGUGGGUACUGGGAGUCUCACAUCGACGAUAUCACAACUCUAUCAUUCCAUCCAACGAAACAAGAUUAUUUGGCCUCUGGAAGUACAGACGGCUUGAUAAAUAUUUUCGACCUUACGCAAGACAGCGAAGAUUCGGCUCUCAAAUAUGCUCUAAAUACAGAAUCGUCAGUUGACAGACUUGGUUGGCUUGACAACGGCAAUAUCUGGUGUACAACCCACACCCAUGAACUACAACUCUGGGAUCGUAAGGAUGCCCAACCAUAUAGAAGAUUUGAGCGCGACUCACUUGGAACUUUUAUGAAUUCCGAUUUGGAUUCUUGCUACGUUGUCAAAAUGCACAACAGCAACGUUUUUGGGCAUCCAUUUUUGUUGGCAGGAUCAACUAAUUUUAACAACGAUCUCAGCGGUUUAAUCGUUGAGGAUGACACGUUAGAGACGUGUUAUGAUUUGCCAGGGAACAAGCAGCUCGUUCGUGACAGCUGGUACGAUGAGAAGACCGGCUGUUUAGUAACCGGCGGUGAAAUGGGAAUCCUAAAUUUUUGGAAAGAAAAUGAGACGACACAAGAGAACAACGUAGCAAAGUCGUUGUCAAAAUUGAGCGUUAAAAAGCGAGAUAAACAAGCAAGGCCAAAGCCUUAUUGAGUGUGAAUAUGCACGAUAUCGAAUGUAUAUGUAAAAAUAAUUUUCCAUAUUUUUGUAAAAUACAUAGUAUUAAGAAUCUGAAAUAGUAUUUUUUUUUAUCAAUAUUUCAUGUACACUAUUUCACGAGACACGAAUAAAUGAUUAAAUGAGAAGAAAAAAAAAUAAUCUUAAAUAAAAAGUC